CGGCGCUCGGGGCCUCGCCCGCACGGUCUCAACCCUGGUGAAGCCGCAAGCCCAGUUCUCAGCGGACUUAAGGGGAAGUUAGUCUGGACCUCGUGACCCAGCUGUCCCAUGUCUCGGCGCAGAUUGCUUCGCUACCUCCUCAUGGCAGCACCAAGCUCGCUGCUGCUAGCUGCGCUGCUGUGGGUCCCUGCCGAAGCCCUGAGCUGCUAUGGGGACUCCGGGCGGCCUGUAGACUGGUUUAUGAUAUACAAGCUGCCAGCUCACGCCACAUCUGGGGAUAAGGCAGGGAAGGGUCUGAAGUAUAAAUACAUGGACCAGAACUCCGAGGGUUGGCGAGAUGGUGUAGGGUACAUCAACAGCUCGGAGGGAGCCCUGGGCCGCAGCCUGCUGCCGUUGUACCGACAGAACUCCAGCCAGGUGGCCUUUCUGUUCUACAACGACCAGCCUCCUACAUACUACCCACUUUGGGACUCUGUCACCCAUGGACAUACGAAGGGUGUUCUGCUCUUGGACCAAAAAGGGGGCUUUUGGCUGGUCCACAGUGUGCCUCGCUUCCCACCCCCUGUGUCUUCCGGUGCCUACAGCUGGCCUUCUAGUGCUCGAAAAAACGGCCAGACCCUUCUGUGUGUGUCCUUCCCAUUCACUCAGUUCCUAAAGAUUGGCAAGCAGCUAACCUAUACCUACCCCCUAGUCUAUGACCACAGGCUGGAAGGUAUCUUUGCUCAGAAAUUCCCUGAUCUAGAGGAGGUGGUCAAGGGCCACCAUGUCCUCCACGAACCCUGGAAUAGUAGCGUAGUCCUCACUUCUCAAGCCGGGGCCACCUUCCAGAGCUUUGCCAAAUUUGGAAAAUUUGGACAAGACCUGUAUUCUGGCUGGCUGGCAGCAGCCCUUGGCACCAACCUACUGGUCGAGUUCUGGCCAAACGCUCCAGGCACCCUGCCUUCUGACUGCUCGGGGACCCAUCAAAUUCUGGAUGUGACGGAGAUAGCCUUUCCUGGCCCAUCUGGACCAAGUUUCAAAGCCACAGAGGAUCACUCCAAGUGGUGUGUGGCCCCUGUAGGGCCCUGGGUCUGUGUGGGUGACAUGAAUAGGAACAUAGCAGAGAGGCACCGGGGCGGGGGCAUAGUGUGCACCCAGCUGCCUUCCCUUUGGAAGGCCUUCCAGUCCCUGGUGAAAGCCUGGCGGCCCUGUAGAAAGAACCGCUGACUGAAAGCCCAGCAGAGCAAAGGAUCCCAGCACUCAGGAGGCAGAGGCAGGCAGAUCUCUGUGAGUUCGAGGCCAGCCUGGUCUACAAAGGGAGUCUAGAACAGCCAAGGCUAACACAGAGAAACCCUGUCUUGAAGAAAAAAAUCCUAGCACUUGGCAGG
Messenger RNA from Acomys russatus (golden spiny mouse), 1367 nucleotides. RefSeq names its product deoxyribonuclease 2, lysosomal (gene Dnase2). Gene Ontology annotation, molecular function: deoxyribonuclease II activity. The record is from RefSeq and is a predicted model, not a curated record. The transcript has 6 exons. Bases 109 to 1206 code for a protein of 365 amino acids. NCBI's taxonomy places the organism in Eukaryota, Metazoa, Chordata, Mammalia, Rodentia, Muridae. Gene Ontology annotation, biological process: apoptotic DNA fragmentation.